Molecule: messenger RNA, 438 nt
Organism: Dibothriocephalus latus
Lineage: Eukaryota; Metazoa; Platyhelminthes; Cestoda; Diphyllobothriidea; Diphyllobothriidae
Source: the annotation of a GenBank genome assembly
AUGUCGGCUCUCAGCAUACUCCUUGUGCUGCUUAUGCUUUCGUAUGUUUUUUACAAAAACAAUCGUACUACUGCCGGUGGUGCUCACGCAACACGCCACAGGCGUCGAACAGACAGGCGUGGUCACCGUCGGAUUCGCAACGACCGACAAUCUGUGGGCGUUCAGGCGGAGCAGUUGAAUUUGGCACCCGAUGCGGUCGCAGCCAACAGUGGACUAAAUACCGGAUUUCAUGAUUCCGAGGCCCUACUCGGACACGAGGAAGGAUUGUCGAUGGUCGCUGAUGAGGAGAAUGAAAGAGACGCCUCAACACGACAUUCAUCUGGCAACACGCACAGUGAGCCACCUCCGCCCACUCCUACAGGCCCUCCACCCUCUCCACCGGGCGUUUUGGCUGGCACAGAAGUUGGGGUAUGCUACCCACAGGACACUAUCCCAUAA